AUGGGCGGGUCUGUCACUCUGAAUCCACGCUCUGCCAGUCCCAACCUUAUGAUCUCUCCUGAGAAGAUGAGGGUGACCUUGAAGGACACCAGUGAGGACUCAAAUAGCACCUGCAGCGUGUUGGGCGUUGAGGGCAUCACAUCAGGGCGCUGUCACUGGGAGGUGGAGGUCCCAGAUGGAGACAAAAGUGAAUGGGCUCUGGGGGUCUGCAGGCAAUAUGUGAAAAGGGAAGGCUGGUACAGAGAGUCCCCAGAUAAGGGGUUCUGGGUUGUGGGGAAGUUUGGUUCUCAAUAUCAUGCCUGCACUUUAGAUAAGCAUAAGACUGUGUUAUCUUUGAGGCAGUUUCCCCACAGGGUGGGUGUUUUCCUGAACUACAAUGAAAGAGAUGUCUCUUUCUAUAACAUGACCGACGGUUCCCACAUUUUCUCCUUCCCUCAAGCUUCCUUCUCUGGGACCCUCUUUCCAUACUUCAGUCUGAGGUCAGGGGUUGGGUCCCUGAUCAUCUGCCCCGUGGAGGGUGUGCCUGAGAGGUCCUCUGUGCCCCUUAAUAAUUCUCCAGAGGAAACUGUGAGCCUCCCAGGGGUGAGGUUCAGCUCAGGCUGCAGUGUUGAUGAAGUUCAAUCUCCACUACUGCCCUGCAGUGUGGAGGCCGUGCCCCCUCACUGUUCCUAUCCCCUUACUGAGGCUUUUCCUGGAGAUGCAGACUGUGGCACCCUUCCUGUGGCAAAGCCUCUGAGCUGAGCCCUGGAACGCCGAGCCCUCCCUUCCUGCUCUGCAUUCAGACUGCUUGGUGGGUGGUUAUGAGAAUAGUCAGUUCAUUUCUCCUGCAUAGGAGCAGGUUAUAAAAGUUGACUGAGCUGGUUUGGAAUAGGCUAUAUUUUGGUAUGGGAAGUUUUUUUUUUUUUUUGUAAUGAAAAAUAUUUCAUGAACUCAUUGUAGUGUUUGAAUAGGAAAGAGGAUUAGGGGCUGAAUUACCCUGCAGGUUUAGCUGGAGUUUCCUUUAACCAUCUGGAGUUUAGACAGCAGAAUGCAGGGGUUGAGGGUAGUCCCCAAACCCAUUUUGGGGGUUCUUCACUAUCUGACCAGAAAAGUUGGCCAUCCAAAAGUCUCCAGGAAAAUGGAUGGCUGAUGGACUUUUAGGAGGAGAGGAGUCUAAUAUUCUACCCUCUGUAUUUCCUUUUCUGGGAUGGGUGGAACACUUGUUUUUUCAAGCCUCAGUAGAUUUCUGUUACCUGUGAAAAACCUGUGCCAUGUUAAUUUAGGAAAUGAAGAAGCAUCUGGGUUCCCCUUUAGUGUGAGCGAGGUUUCAGUCAUCAGUGUAUUGCUUCUUAGUACUUCCAAGUCCAAUGGUAUGGUUAAUAGAAAACCACAGCAAAGAAAAGGAAGCAUGACUUUGGAGGACUCAGACCUACAGGAAUGAAGGUGCAUUCACUCUGCCAGGCAGAGAGCUCUGACUUGCUAUGGUUCUUACUAAAUGUGGAAGACCUGGAGUAGGAAAUAGAAGAAAGAAGACGAUCAAUUCUGACCUGUGACCAGUUUCAGAAAUAAGGAGUGAAGUAAAAGCUUUGUAUAUUUUUCUUUUUUGUUGUAUGUGUAUGUUUAUUUGUUUAUAUUAACCAUUUUCUUUUUCUCUCUUCUUACCCUUAUGCUUUUAUAUGAGUCAUUGGGGGUUAUGUGUAGUAUAGCCUUUAAGUAUCAGACUAGUCAAUGGGGCUGUGAAUUUCAGGAAAUUUGCAAUAUAAAUACAGCAAUGUUAUAUACAAUGAUUGGGACUUUCUGUCUCGACAUUUUUGGGAAAGGGUGAGAAUUUCUUCCCUUGUAAGGGUAGG
Messenger RNA from Artibeus jamaicensis (Jamaican fruit-eating bat), 1829 nucleotides. RefSeq names its product butyrophilin subfamily 1 member A1-like. The record is from RefSeq and is a predicted model, not a curated record. The coding region runs from base 1 to 741 and encodes 246 amino acids. Gene Ontology annotation, molecular function: protein binding. Lineage: Eukaryota; Metazoa; Chordata; Mammalia; Chiroptera; Phyllostomidae. The transcript has 2 exons.